UCCACUGGUUCAUUCCACAAAUGCCCAUAACAGCUGGGGUUAGCCCUGGCUGAAACCAACUCAGAACUCAAUCCAGGUCUCCCAUGUGGGUGGCAGUGACCCUACCACUGGAGCCCUCACCUCCCUGUUUCCCAGGGUGUACAUUAUCAGGAAGGGAGAAUUGGGAGCAGAGCUGGGAGUCGAGCCCAGCCCUGACGCGGCUCAUUUUCUUUGCUGUGGGUCGUACUGGUGUGGCUGAUCUGCCCUCAUUAAAAUACAUCAGAUUGGAGCAUACAGUCUAGUUUACUUCAGAACAUUUCCAGAGAUGUGUCAUGAUAUUCCCUAAUUUAUAAUAAAUUCUGAAAGGAGGCAGAGAUGGCUCCUCGACUCAUGAGCUACGCAUGUUAGAUCAAAAAAAGGGCAGAAUCCAGAGAUGUUGAACUCAAAUAAGAUUUGAAGUUCUGUCCAUUUUUUUUUUGCCCUCGAUGGAUGUAUUUAAAAUGAAACAGACAGGAGAGGUUAUGACCUUCGGUUGUCUUCUCUUGAGAGUGACGUGUGAGCCUCUGCUGUCUGGGAGCUCCAGGGUUUGACCUAAAGCUUGGCUGUCACUAAUGCUGUGAAGAAGUGUCAUUGGUUUGGCAUGCCCUAAUUCCUUGGUGUUCCCUGUUUCCGUGGGUCAAAUGUAAGCCCUUUUGAGUGUAGACUGGAGAGGCUGAGCAGAGGGGGCAUGGGACCGGGUCUUUCCAGAGUACAGAUGAGGCUUAGCCACUGUGCCUGGCACAUUUCUUCCCUUCAACACGUCCUGUCUGAUGUUUGUCAUAAAAAGUCAGAGACCACUCAACGUGCUUACUACUUCCUUGUUUUAUCCAUAGUAGCUUCUCUUGUAUGGUUUUUCAUUCAUUUUGUGUUUAUUUGAGAGUCAGAGAGAGACACAGACAGACAUGGAUAGAGAGCUCCUAUCUACUGGGUCACUCCCCAAAUGCCCCAAUGGCCAUGGAUGGGCCAGGCCAAUGGCAGGAGCCAGGAACUCAAUCCAGGCUCCUACAUAGGUGGCAGGGAUUCAUUCACUUGACGAAUCACCAGAUGCCUCCCGUGGUCUGCACGAGCAGGAAGCUGGAAUCAGGGGCUUGCACUGGAACUCAAAUUCACACACUCUGAGAUGAGACACGGGGGUCCCAACAGGCGUCUUAAUUGCUAGGCAAACACCUGCCCCUGGAUUCUCUUUUAAAUGAAAGAUAGGAACAUAUAGCUGUGGAUGUGUGUAUAGUCACAGAUGUAGGUACACACCACUGCCCCCCUUUAGAACAAAAGGGUGCUAGUGCUGUACAGAAUUUCAGUGUAAAUUCCUGGGUUAUUGGUUGGCCGCUUGUAAACAACAUGAUCUUCCCAUUCAGAGUAAUCCCCUCUUGCAACUUUGAUUUUGGGUUAACUUAUUUGGAGGUCAGAGUUCUCUACCAUUUGCAUUGAAAGUGUGAAUAUCAGUGUUACGAAACUUUCAAAGGAAAUAUUACAUUAUGCUGAUACAAAAUACUUUGUUUUAACAUGCUACCUUUGUGCAGUGCAAACUUGCAAAGUAGGGUUUGCUGUCACAUGUCCCCCAACACUUUCCCUCCCCAGAAAUUCACUUGUUUUCCCCAGAAUCCCCACUAGCAGCACUGUUGCACAUGAAUCUAGAGAUGGCAGAUUUACGUAUACUCACGGAAAUAGUAGCAUGUGAUCACUUUACAUUAAAGCCAAGUCCAAGGCAAAGUCACAAAUAAAGAAUUCAACAAGUAAAAAGUGAAAAAAUCCCAAUUCCACAGGAAUAUAGUAUAGGUGAGGGCUGUAAACACUCAUCAAAUGAAAAGGGUGCACUCCUACACAGUAAAUCAUGAAACAACAAUCAUGGAGCUUAUUAGAUAAAAAUAUUGGGAUGAUAGGAUGCACCCCUGAACGUGCAGGCACUUAUCUCAAGUACAUAUUGCCUUAUUUAGAGCAAGGGAAAUAUUAACAUCACAGGCUUAAAAAUCUUUGCAGUGUUAAUAUCAGAGGCUUAGAAGUCUGAAAAAGAUACAUAGAUUUGCGUAUGUCUUUCACUAGCUUUUUUGUGAUUUUUGGAACGCUCUUAACUCCACUGAUCCUCAGACUUCUUAUCUUCACUGAGAGGAAGAACGUCUCCAAGAGUUGCUUGAAAAGAUGAAUCAAAUAAGAUAUAAAGGCGCUGGGACGUAGGAGAAAUACCCAGUGUAAGUGAUCUGCUGAUUCUCCUCUUUGCUUGCCUGUGAUAUGAUUGACUGGGAGGACUCCUCAGUCUCUUUUGGAGCUCUGCUUGGCUACAUCGGAUGGGUAAAAAGAACACAGGGGGAGAAUGUUCCAAGUGCGAGAGUAUUCCCUCUCCCUCCCCUCUUCUCUGCUGCGUUCCUACCAGAAUGUGGUUGGGAUCUUCCAUUCUCAUCUCACAACAGCUUUCUUCCCAGAACAGUCCAGGGGUAAAGGGGACAGCAGUUCUAGGGAAGUACCAAGUGCCCAAGAGCCAUCUAUUUCUCACUCUUUAGAUGGCUCCCCUCAAGCUCUUUUUGAGCCACCUGAUAAACAGCUAAGAUGCUAGUGAGAAAUCAGUGUUGUCUUUUUAUUAAACGCAGACCUCCCCAUCUCUCCCAGCUGUAGUGCUAUUCCACAAACGGCCUCUUCUCACCUCUCUGGGUUCCCUGGUGCCUUCUGACAGUGCUGUGUAGGUCAUUUUACUGCUGCUUCUAGUGUGUGACACCUGAGGGUAGAUUCUUCCCUUUGGCAGGUGCAGUGGGAUUUCACAGUGGCCCCAGUGACCUGGUGAGCCAUCCAGGAGCUGGCUCCUACAAGUGGGGAACCUUUCUUUCUGCUGAGGGCCAUUUGGAUAUUUAUCACAUCAUUUGUGGACCAUACAAAAUUAUCAGCUUAUAAAUAAGCCCAGUACAGGUGUGCUGAAUUUUGAGUCCCACCUGUGGAUGCCUUGGCAGGGCCAGACCAAAUGGUUUUUUGCAGGGUUUAUGAGUCCCAUGGGCCAGCUUUCCCUGACCCUGGCUAAAGCCACGCUGACAUCAUCUUCCAUGACUUGUGUGACUUUGGGUGAGUUAUAAAUACUUUAUCCUGAGCCGGCGCCGUGGCUCAAUAGGCUAAUCCUCCACCUUGCGGCGCCGGCACACCGGGUUCUAGUCCCGGUUGGGGCGCCGGAUUCUGUCCCGGUUGCCCCUCUUCCAGGCCAGCUCUCUGCUAUGGCCAGGGAGUGCAGUGGAGGAUGGCCCAGGUGCUUGGGCCCUGCACCCCAUGGGAGACCAGGAAAAAGCACCUGGCUCCUGGCUCCUGCCAGGAUCAGCGCGGUGCGCCGGCUGCAGCGGCGGCCAUUGGAGGGUGAACCAACGGCAAAAGGAAGACCUUUCUCUCUCUGUCUCUCUCUCUCACUGUCCACUCUGCCUGUCAAAAAAAAAAAAAAAAAAAAUACUUUAUCCUUAUAACUCUUAAUCUUUCCUUCUGUAAAAUGGCAUGAGAGUAGAAGUGGAUUUGGAGGAGUUCAGGUGUGAAUCAGUUGAGUGAUAAGAGGGUUCUGAUCUUUGAGUGCAGUGAACAGCUACUUAUACCAACUGUUACUGUUGAGUUAGCUGGAUGCAUUCAUCCAUUUCCUCGGACAUAUUCAUGCAGUAUUUGUGCAGUGCUUGCCACUGACAAGCCACUGUUCUCCCCUGAGAUGCCUGUGUGUCCUGGGACUGUAGUCCAAAUGGUUUCUGCAGGAUCCAGGUGUUUGCAGCAGAAGAGGUUGUGCACUAAGCCAGGAGUCCUUGGAGAGUUGAUAAGCACUCAGCAGAGACAGGUGGGCUCCUCUUCCGUGGUCCUAGGUGCCUCUCAAGAGGCUGCACUGUGUGUGGAGACUGGGAGGAUUCUAUGUUCCUUUCUGCCAUUUUCUGUCAACCCACAGAAAUGCAGGAAGAGGAUUAGACCACGGAAAAUAAUGGAGAAGUGUGUGGUCUGGUUUUCAGUGUCGGGGCUACCAAUUGGUUGACGUGGAGGUCGCCUUAUACAUGAACAUUCUGGCAUAGAAACUUCUGGAAUCUGAGCUCAUGGGUAUAUUCUUUUCCUUUGCUGCUUAGCGUGGGGGUGAGCUUGAACAAGUUGUGGAGCUUGUUUUGGGUGUCAGUUUUCCUGUAGGAAAAUGAAAACGGGAUUGUUCCAAACCAUGAAAGCAGCCAUCCCAGCACCUGGAACAUAUUAAUACCUGUACAUGUCCAUAAUUGCUUAUAAGGUGUUGGGGUACAUUUAUUGAAUGUGUAUUGUGUCCCAGGAACUGACUUGAGAAUUGCAUCCCAGAGGAGCUGAUGAAAUGCAAUCACUCAGACAAGGCACUGGAGUCCAGUUAUUUGAGUUUGAUAUUCAUUUCCACAAUUACAAGCUGUGGUUCUCAUCAAUCUUGGCCAUACCUUUUCUUCAUAUCAUAUGAGAAGAUUCAAUAAUAAAGUAUGUAAAGCCCUUUGAAAAUGCCCGACACCCGUAGCAGUCUUAGUACACGUUGGUCAUUCUCCCCACAUGAAGCAUUGCAAUUGUGAGGCAGUGAAACUUGCCAUUGUUACAUGCAAGAAGCCACUCGAGCUGGUUCCAUCAAUGCCUCUGCAGAAGUAGGGGAUAAAUGAGCACCAUCCUGAAAAUGAAGUCUUCCUCAUCUCUAAGGGGCAAGGGUGCCCAGUUGCCCCUGGAAAUGUCACCUUGGAGGCACAUCCUACAAACCGUACAGAAUUAGAUCCCUCACUUCAUUCCCCAGGAAGCCCUCUGUGAGGCAUCACUCUGCACCUUUGCAACUCUGUGCUGUAGAGGCUGGGGGAUGUCAGUAGGAUUUGGUCUCCCCCCAAAAAGAUGUAUGAGGCUGCAUAUAAAUUGCAUUGAAUUUGGCCAGCCACGAGCCAGCAUUGCUUUUAUGCUGAAUAUCAGCAAAAAGUAUGAAAUGGAGAUUACAUUUUCAAUUCUGGCUUUUUUCCCAAAGCUCUGAAGAGAUGCCCUGAUCCCCCACAUCCAUCAAGGGAGAAUUGCAUUGGUGCAGAGUCCCAGGCUCUCCAUUGCUUGUCACGAAGCAUGCCCUGCGCUCGCUGUCAGACUGGAACCAGGGGUAGCACGCUCUCUGACAUCGGGUUCUUUUAUUCCCCUCCCCCCCAAAUCUCUGCCGUUUCCUCAGUACUUUUUCUUAAGAUCUAUCACACAGGAGGAUCACAAAACCAACCACAAAAAAAUGGCAUUCUUGUGGAUGCUGGAAUUGCUAUAUCUGUCUCUUGGGUUGUUCAGGGCAGAAAUAAGACAUUGAUGCAAAUGUGGUUCAUCCACUGACAAUGAGAAACACGCUUAUUACUUCUUCCUGAAAUACAUAUAUUCAUACCAGCUAUUUCGGUUCCUAUCCCCCAAACAGCCCUAAAUCACUGUCAGUACCUCAACUCCAGGUUCUGUCUGUGCAAGGAGUGUUUACCAGCCUUGUGUGGCUGUGCGGCUUUGUGUGUGUGUGUGUGUGUGUGUGUGUCGGGGGAUAGGUGUGCAUCUGGCUUUUUACCAGCAUUACUUUCAAUAUUUCAACAGCCCCUUCCUGCCCGCCUUCCUUGCCUCUCCCUUCUGCCCCCUGAACGUGAUUGCCUGGCUGGCUCCCCAAAGAGAAGAUGUGCUAAGUGAACCUGACAGAUUCCAGGCUGGCUCCAUAUGGCAAGGCCUGAGUUACAUGUUCCUGGGAUCCCCAAGCUGCUCUCACCUUAUUAAGAUGGCAUUAACUACAUGCAAGUCAAGUUCACUGCAUUGGUUUUAAUUCUUGGGGCCCUAGAGACCAGCCUCAGACUUCAGGGUGGAAUUGGAUGCUGCGGCAUCCUCUGCAAAUGUGACCUUUUCCUUUCUCUCCCGUAACCACACCGCUGGGAGAGAAGUGGGUGAAAAAUGGACCCAGAGCUCAGAAAAAUCUUUGGGAAGUGCGAAGGUGAGGGUAGAGGGCUUUCUUGGGCUGCAGCAGAGGCUGACAGAGACAGCUAAGCAUCCUGUUGUUAGUACUGCUUUAUCUGUGCUCUCUGAACCUUCGCACUCCCACGCAUAAUUGAGACUCAGACUUGGAUCCAUAAGUAUAUAAUUUGAACUCCUCUCUCUCUCUCCACUCUUUGAAAGUCAUGGAGAAAAUUAACUCCGAAUCAAAUAAGUACAUUUCAAACGGAUGAGCACUUGCAACCCAAUGAUUAAGGGCUGGAGUUGAAUCCUACAUUUUUUAAAUAGUAGGAAUUUGUUACAAUGAGUCUGUAGAGUUUUCACCUCACCCAAGACAGAGAGAAAGUGUUGCUACCUCCAUGUGUAGUUUUCCAUAUUCUGAAAGAAAUCUAGAUCCAUGGAUUUCUGGAAGAAUCUAGAAGAGGAUGCUAAGCCUGACUCACCUUGUUUGAACAGCUAGAAGAGAUAGCUAAGAGGGGGAGGCACAGGAUUCAUUCCAAGUGGCCCACAGGGGGAAUUAUAUCCAAAGAGGAGGGUCAGGAGUGGGACAGGAGGUUAGUGAGAAAUGGUGCAUCAGUCGGAGCUGUCCAACUAGAGAAAGUGCUGAAGUGUUCAUGAUGGGAAUUGGGCAACAUCCCGUGUAGGGUGUAGGAUGUCUGACAUUUCUUCUGACCCUAAGGUUCCCUGGUUCUGGACAUUGGUCACACCCAUAUUGAGAUGAUUGCUGAUGCAGACUGAAUUAAUCAUAAUUAUAAAAUGAUUCAUUCUACUCAAAAGCCAUGUUUUCUAGCCUUCCACUAAAUGCAACCAAAAUCCUCAACCUCUCAAUAUGGAGAAAUGAAUCAGUUUGGAUUUGUUUUACGUAAGAGCAACAGAAACCUGACUGCAGUUAUUGCUGUAUUUGUGUCCUAUUUGUCAAAUAAGUGGAUCCCUUCUAAAUGCCAGAGAAAUCUUGGGGACUUUGAUGUGACAAGCAUUGUGCUAGCCUCUUCACUUAUACUGUCUCAUUGAAACCUCAGGUCCUCAGAGCCGGAGUAGAACAGUUGAUCCUCGAUCCUCAGACAGAGAAGCAAAGCUGUAGAAUAACCACCCAUGUAGUCAUGCAAAGUGUUCAUCCCAUCCCUUAUAUGUGACUCUCCAAGGCAUGCCCUUUCUUUAGCCCCACAAUACCCUAGUGCAUUUUUAGGAAGAUGAAUUAGUUUAUUUGAAAGUCAGUGUUAUAUAUAGAAAGGGAUACACCCACACACACCCGGAGAGAGAGAGAGAGAAAGAGAGAGAUUUUCCAUCCUCUAGUUCACUCCCCAGGUGGUUGCAACAGCCAGGGCUGAGCAAGGCUGAAAGCAGUAACCAGCAUCUUCAUCCAGGCCUCCCAUGUGGGCAGCCAGGGCCCAACCACUUGAUCCACAUUCUGCUGCUUUUUCCAGGCACAUUAGCAGGGAGCUGGAUUAGAAGCAAAGCAUCCAGGACUCGAACCAGUGCCCAUAUGGGAUGCCGGUGUUGCAGGCGGUGGCUUCUUCCACAGUGCCAGCUCCCCUUGCCCCAGGACACUUCCAGGUAGUCUUGACCCAUCAUCUUUGGGACUGGUCAUGAGAGCCGUCUUCCUUCCGAGUGAAAGCAGGCGGAUAGGCCUAGGUAUGAAGUGUGUCCCUUGGAUCGCAGUUGAGAGGUCUAGCCAAUGUGGGCUAUGGUGAGCUUGGAUGUCUUUAAUCAGCUCUGCCUUUUCCCUCGUGUGCUAGGUUCUUAACAGAGUGACGCGUGAACAGGUUUCCCCAGAACUGUCUUCAGUCCUUCACUUUGGUGAUAGACAUUCCAAGCCAUCAUUGAAAAUUUACCCUAGAUGCCCACCUUGUGAUCCAGCUAUGGCUGUUCAAUUCCUGUGGAUGUGCAGACACCAGGGCUGGGUCUGAAGUGAGGCUGAUGUGCGGGCUGUACUGCAGCAUGAUGUCACUUUGCUAAUGACCCUGUAUCUGCUUCAUACACACCUGUCUUUUGCUUGAUGGUUCAUUGAGGCCAUUUAUUUCCAUGUUCUUGGGGAGAGGUAGAACGUCCUGGGGUUUUAAUGCUCAUUAAGGCUGGGUGUCCUGGGAAGGCCACACAGAUUCUCUGGGCUCCACUUUUCUAAGCUUAAAGUAGGGAUAUUUAUCCUGCCAUGUCCACCCCAUCGUGGCUUUGUGAAGCAUUGUGGGGUCAUGAGUGGAGCAAGGAAUUUUGAGCAGGACAGAUCUGAAAUCCAGUCCUGCUUCUGCGGCUUCUAUGGGGCUCAGCUUCCCUGUCUGUAAACUGGGUUAGCAGUACCAACCCUGUACUCUUUCAAGGAUUAAGAGGGAGAAUGCCUAGUGCACACAGUGGGUGCUCAGAAGAGGUUUAUCCCGUUUAUGCAAAGGAGAACGUGAACGCAGUCGUCCCUUUGGGAAACAGAAGUGUGGUGAGCACAGCACUGCUUUGUCCUAAUUAUCCGCAGCUCCCUCCUUUCCUUCUGUGCUACUGACUUCUCAAAAGCUGCAAGCCCUGUUUCUGUAACCCUGCUUGUCUCAAGAACAGACUCAUUUUCGGAUGCGGGUUCCCUCUUGCCCGAAGGCCUCUGUCCCGCAUGAGCAGAUUCAGUGCUGAGAGCGGCGUGUGCAGCCAGAAGCACAGACCACUUCUGCUCAGAAAUCCUCUUCCCUCCCAGUGCACAGGCGUGCCUGCAAGGGAUGUGGGAAACCAUUUGUGAGAAGUCGUAAUUAAUGAUCUGCUGGGUCUUGGCACUUACCGAGGAAGCAGAAAGCCGCUGGGAGUCGGAGCCUCCUCCGGCAGCAAAGUCCUCCUGGGGCUGUGUCUCUCCAUGGGCAGGAGGAGAAGUGGCAGAUCCUGGGAGGGAGGGGUGGAAGGAGACUCAGGGCGCCGGCUUCCCUGUGGAUUUCGGGCCUGACACCCAUUUGUUUGCCAUGUGUGGUAACAGUAAUAUGGGCACAGACGCCUGGCUCUUGAGACAAAAAGUUCUUGGGCUUGGAUUCUCUCUCUCUCCUUUUCUUUAGGAAAUGAAGCGGGUAUGCAGAUACUUUUAUCAUUUGCAUUGUUUUUCUUUAGUGGAAUAUUAAGAUGCCUCACUAGUGCAAGUUAUGUUUUUUUGGUGAGUUAGCAAGAGUUGAUCCAUGCCUUAAUUUGGUCCUAUAGCUGGUAGGCUGUUCUAGAAGUUACCCCCCAGCAGGUGUCAUAGGGGCUGUUAAAGGAAACCCUGAAUAUAACAGCAGCAUCCUGCAAUGCAAAAAUUAUUUGCUAUUUCUUGUAUGGACCUGAUAAGACUGCUUUGAGUAUUAUGAAAGGCACUGCAUACAAAUCAGUUGGGUCAAAUUUACACAGAGCAAGGACUAGCAAUGGUUGUAAUGGCAACAAGCCCUCCACUUUAUGGUAAUGACAAUAACACUCUGCAGUGUUGACCCCACUGUGUUGCAUGGAGGUUACAUGAUCUAAUAUAUGCAGAAUGCCUGGCACGGCACCAGGCACACUGCACUGCAAGAGCUCAAGAGAUGUCAGCUGCCAUCAUCCUUGUUCAUUCCAUCUUUACAGCUACUCUGGGAAGUGCAUCAGGCAGGGGUUGCAGCCCCACCUUCAGGGUGAAUAGAUGGAGAUACUCUCAAAGAGGCUUGUCCAGUGCACACAGCUCUUUGUGGUCACUGACUUUAAUUGCAGCUCUCGCCUUAAUCCUGAUGUUCUCCUUGGACCUCUUCAGCCCUCCUACAAUUUCCUUCCAGUUUUGUGUUUUAUUGAGAGUCAGCCACUAGCAUUGUGUGUCUCUCCCCUUUGAUGGCCUGAGGUUUGUUUUGGGAGGCAGCAGCUGAAGACAAUAUCUGGUCCCAGGGACACAAAUUCAACAACUGUUCUGCCAAAGAACCCAGGAGGAGAUGCUGUGAUGGGCACUGUUUGUCAGAGAGAGGCCCCCCUGCUUGGGGUUAGGACCCACAGGGAUGAAGGAAUUUUCCUUCCUGGGUGUAUUUGCUGAAGUUCUUAGAUGUGCUGGCAAACCCCUGCCCACCCACCUCUAUGCAAAUGAGCCCUCCCACAAGCUCGGGAUGCUCCGUCCCCAAAUCCUGAGCACCAUGUGCAGAUGGGCUUGGCUGCUGCAGAAACAGCAACGGAGACAGGGACAGCUGUUGCCGCAGUGAUCUCCUGGUAGACUUUAUCUUUGUUGGGAAAGAGGCCUGCCCCUGGAAAUGAGAUCUGACAGCGUGCUCAUCACUGGUAAUCAGGAAGCCGCAGCCGCCCCUGACACAAUGGCUCAGCCUUACGCGUCGGCCCAGUUCGCUCCCCCUCAGAACGGCAUCCCCGCGGAAUACACGGCCCCUCAUCCCCACCCCACGCCAGAGUACACGGGCCAGACCACCGUCCCCGAGCACACGUUAAACCUGUACCCUCCCGCCCAGUCGCACUCGGAGCAGAGCGCCGCGGAGAGCAACGCGCAGACCGUCUCCGGCACCGCCACACAGACAGAUGACGCAGCACCGACGGACGGCCAGCCCCAGACCCAGCCUUCAGAAAACACGGAAAACAAGUCCCAGCCCAAGCGGCUGCAUGUCUCUAACAUCCCCUUCCGCUUCCGGGAUCCAGACCUCCGACAAAUGUUUGGUCAAUUUGGUAAAAUCUUAGAUGUUGAAAUUAUUUUUAAUGAGCGAGGCUCAAAGGGAUUUGGUUUCGUAACUUUCGAAAAUAGUGCCGAUGCGGACAGGGCGAGGGAGAAAUUACACGGCACCGUGGUAGAGGGCCGUAAAAUCGAGGUAAAUAAUGCCACAGCACGUGUAAUGACAAAUAAAAAGACCGUCAACCCUUAUACAAAUGGCUGGAAAUUGAAUCCAGUUGUGGGUGCAGUCUACAGUCCCGAAUUCUAUGCAGGCACCGUGCUGUUGUGCCAGGCAAACCAGGAGGGAUCCUCCAUGUACAGUGCCCCCAGUUCACUUGUAUAUACUUCCGCAAUGCCCGGCUUCCCGUAUCCAGCCGCCACCGCUGCGGCCGCCUACCGAGGGGCGCACCUCCGAGGCCGCGGGCGCACCGUGUACAACACCUUCAGGGCUGCGGCGCCCCCGCCCCCGAUCCCGGCCUACGGCGGAGUAGUGUAUCAAGAGCCUGUGUAUGGCAAUAAAUUGCUGCAGGGUGGUUACGCUGCGUACCGCUACGCCCAGCCUACCCCUGCCACUGCCGCCGCCUACAGCGACAGAAAUCAGUUCGUCUUCGUUGCAGCAGAUGAAAUUUCUUGUAACACCUCUGCAGUUACGGACGAGUUUAUGCUGCCGACCCCUACCACCACACACUUGCUCCAGCCCCCACCUACGGCGUUGGUGCCAUGCCCCAAGGCUCCAGCCCCAGCACAGACUUCAGAGGAGCUAAGCUGCACACUUCCAGGCCUCUGCUGUCAGGCAGCUGAGCAUCUGCCUGCCUCUCCUCCCCUAUUACAAUUCAUGUUUAAAGUCAUAGUCGCCCAGGAAAGAAAAUAGACAGGGGCACACUUUGUGUGUGUGCCUAGUACCUAAGACAGUAGAAGGCAUCAGCUGGGUUGUCUUGUUUUCUCGGGGCUGGGGGAGGGGGUCUGGGUUUUCUUUGGGGAGGGGAAAACAUGGGAGGUCAGGGUGGGUUGAAUUUGCCUGUACUUGUUCAAACUUCUAUGCACUAAAACUCUUGAGUACAGUAAGACGUGCCCAUCACGUGAGAGCGUAUGCAAUCAUUACAAAGCUUUGGCAUGCAGUUUUCUGCUUGGAUCAAGACUAGCAGUCCUUAACGUAAAAACAAAUCCCCAUAGGCAUUCGUUUGAAUUGCCAGUACUUUUAGACAAAAGGAAAUAGCUAAGUGCCACCUCCUAGCCAUUUAAAGCCAUGGCCAGACAAUUCACUGGAACUUAAUCCUAGAAAUCCAACCAUGUUUUGGAAACGUAUUUUUGCACAAGCUUAAUUUCGUCCAGCAAUUCAUCUGUACGCCUCCCCUCUCAGGAUCAGGCUCCAUACAGACUGCUGAGCCGAGUCAAGAAGUAGAUUUAAAUUUCCAUCAUGAUUUUGCUUUCAACAACUCUUCGCUAACACCUCGUCCACCUGAGGAAUGCGUUGGAAAGGAGAGUUGAAUGACUAUCUUCGAUAGAUUGUUGAAAUUCCACCCCCAAAGUAGAUGCAGCUUUCCCUAAGGGACCAUAGUGUUCAUCCAAGAAACAAAAUGACACAGUGCAACUCUGCCCGCUGUCCUGUGUGUAUAGCAGAGUCCUCCUUUUCGCUCCCGGGACAGGUUGACUGAACUUGGCUGGACAGGGCUUCUCUUUGUCAGGAGCUUUUAGGGGCGGUCAGGACUGGCCCUAGCCUUAGUUCUCCAGGAGUGGCCGGGGACGGGUAGGGGGUGCCUCCAUUGCGGUUGGUUUUGAGUGUCUAUUUUUCACAUUAGUCUUUUUUGAUGAUGCACGUGUUGCAAAAGGAAAAUGUAAAAAACACACCCCUCAAAUUGCUUUG
This is a messenger RNA of Oryctolagus cuniculus (rabbit), 12389 nucleotides long. NCBI's taxonomy places the organism in Eukaryota, Metazoa, Chordata, Mammalia, Lagomorpha, Leporidae. The record is from RefSeq and is a predicted model, not a curated record.